Epinephelus moara (kelp grouper) is the source of this 2996-nucleotide messenger RNA. RefSeq names its product cadherin-related family member 5, related sequence (gene cdhr5-rs). The transcript is spliced from 18 exons. NCBI's taxonomy places the organism in Eukaryota, Metazoa, Chordata, Actinopteri, Perciformes, Serranidae. The record is from RefSeq and is a predicted model, not a curated record. Bases 216 to 2393 code for a protein of 725 amino acids. Gene Ontology annotation, molecular function: cadherin binding; calcium ion binding. Gene Ontology annotation, cellular component: catenin complex; adherens junction; membrane. Gene Ontology annotation, biological process: multicellular organism development; calcium-dependent cell-cell adhesion; adherens junction organization.
CAGUCAGUGAGGGACACUGUGACACCCCCUGCUGGAGCCUGGUGGUAUUACAUCAUCACUAAGCCACAGAAACCACGUCAGGUCUGUUCACACUGAGCAGGACACGUGUUUACUGGAGAACAAUACACCGAGACUGCUGAAAACAUGACGCUGUGACGAGGACGAGAGACACCGACCGUCUGUAGACCAACAGAGAGAGGAGGAGGAGGAGGAAGAUGUUGCAGGUCUGCAGGCUGCUGCUGUGGCAGGUGGCUCUCAGGUUGUCGUAUCACGUGGUAACAGCCAGUCUGUGUCUGGGGGGGUCAGACAUCUUUGCCUCGGUCAGAGAGAACAGUCCGACGGGUCAGUUCAUCUCCAACCUGAGCGUCACCGCAGAACCUGGAGCCAACACCGUCCGCCUCUGUCUGACCGGAGACAAUGCCGACUGGUUCUACUUAGAGGGUCGGACCAUCCGCCUGAACACGUCUGCCUCCAGAGUCCUGGACAGAGAGGUUCAGGGAUCAGUGCUGAUUGCAGAGCUCACCUGUUAUGAGGAUGAUGUCAUACAGACUCAGUACAGGAUCCUGGUGGAGAUCGUCAACGAGAACGACAACACACCAAACUUCCUGAAGGAUACCAUUCAGCCGUUCACCAUCAGUGAGCUGACAGGGGUGAAUUCAGUCGUUUUCACGGUGAAGGCCGUCGAUGCAGACGGAGACAUCAUCAGUUACAUCAUCGAUGAGUCAUCGGGCGACGCAGCGUUCUUCAGGGUGGAUCUUCCAAACAGUGGGGACGUGGUUCUGAACAAACCUCUGGAUUACGAGAGCAGGACUCAGCUGCAGGUGACCAUCUGGGCUCAGGAAGCGAACACUGCAGAGAAGUUCAACACGUCCACUGUCCUCAUCGUCAACAUCGAGGACGGAGACGACCAGUACCCUCACUUCCUGCCCUGCACACCUGUGUCUCCAGGUGUUCCUGUCUGCAUGAACCCCACCUACACCGCCAACAUCACACACAAACACCAGGACGGUGUGGUGGAGUUUUCUCCUGGACCAAUCAGAGCAGAGGACGGAGACCAAGGAAUCAACACCUCUCUGAUCUACAACAUCCUGUCAGGUGACGACCGGGGCAGAUUUGUGAUCAACAACAGGACAGGUGAGCUCAGGUUAACCAGAGCAGUGAACGACCGACGACUGGAGACGAACUUCACACUCAGCAUCAUGGUGUAUCAGGAGGAUGACCGGCUGAAGUACAGCGUGGCAUCAGUUCUGAUCCGGGUUCUCAGUGAGAAUGCGUUCCCGCCGGUCUUCAACAGAACCACCUUCAAAGGUUUCAUCAUCCAGAGCUCUAGCCCCGCCUCCAUCGUCUCCACCUACGGGAACCAGGUGUUACAGAUCCAGGUGUUGGACCGUGACUUCCCUGACGGCCUGAAUCCAAACAUCCACUACUCCCUCCACCCCCCGUCCGGACUGUACCAAGUCACCCAGGGCGGGGUCCUGAUUGCCAGGACGGACCGCCUGCACGCCUUCGACAGACACAUACUGCAGGUCGUCGCCAGAGACGAAGAAUCAGGAGAAGAAGCUUCAGCUUCAGUCGACAUUGAAGUUCUGCAGAGAGGACAGACAGUCCCUCGCGGUGCGUUCACUGACAUUAUCUCUCUCCUGGUGGUGCAUUCACUGACAUUAUCUUCCUCCUGGUGGACAUUCACUGACAUUAACUCUCCUCUCUCCUCUACAGUCCCUCGUGUCCCUCGUGGUGCGUUCACGGAGCAGCAGUUGUUCGGAGACGUGGACAGCAGACUGGCUGGAGGCAUCGCAGCGAUGAUGGUGCUCCUGUUUCUCUCGGCUCUUCUGUUGGUGCUGCUGCGCACCGUGAGGAGAAGGCGACUACAACCAAACUCUGACGAUCCCGCUACUGUUGCCCUCGGGAAACAUCCCAAUGUGAAGUUACUUUGGUUUCACUCGGGGUCCGACGAGUCGUCAUUCAGCAACAGAGCUUUCAGUCAUCACUACGAGUCUUCAUCACAGUCACAGAGUCUUCACGGCCGACAGGGUGUCUACACCAGGAAACACUCUCUGCCUCCUCUUCCUCCUCCUUCAUCAUCAUCGAACAUCAUCAGCCGUCCCACAGGAAGACUCACGUUUCACUCUGACCUGUUUCCUGUCUCAGAGAGUCCACCUGCAGCUGUCCUCACUCUACCUGUCCAGUCCACAGGUGUUCACACUGAUGACAUCACACUACCUGUUCAGUUCACAGGUGUUCACAGUGAUGACAUCAUCACAGCAGAGACUCUUCCGACAGACCACAACAUCAAAACAGACCAAUCAGAGGACCCGUACAGGACCAUCUGUCCAUCUGAGGACAUCUCAGAGGACAUGGACACAUCACUGCAGCCAAUCACAGAACACAUCUGACACAUCUCACAGCCAAUCACAGAACACAUCUGACACAUCUCACAGCCAAUCACAGAACACAUCUGACACAUCUCUGCAGCCAAUCACAGAACACAUCUGACACAUCUCUGCAGCCAAUCACAUAACAGGAACACAGUUCCAACCAAUCACCAUGCAGUUGAAUAAAUGACUUCUGAUUUCAGUUUCAGGGUUGUUUAGGAUCAUGUGUGUGUGUGUGUGUGUGUGUGUGUGUGUGUGUGUGUGUGUGAACGAAUCGUGUGUGUGUGUGUGUGUGUGUGUGUGUGUGAGUGAGAGAGAGAGAGAGAGAGAGAAAGAGGCAGCCCCAUCCAUCCUUGAGAAAGUCUGAAGCAAAAGAUGCUUGAGCCAAUGACUACCACACACACUUUUGAUUGACACCCUCUCAAUUUAGAGGGGGGGUCUGUGUGUGUGUGUGUGUGUGAACUUAUCGUGACAUCACUGUUACUCUCUGAUCUGUAAACAUGAAACAAUCUGAUCAAAGAACAAAUCAAUCAGCUGAUCAGUCUGUGAUCUGACACUCUGCUGUUAUAAGGUCUCAUUAUUUAGUGAUGGUUUAUUGAUCACCUGUAAAUAAACUGAAAACAG